AUGCUUUAUUUUCCUCUGUCCCUCUGUCCAUCUUGCUCCCUGUCCCUCUUGCCCUUUGUCCCCCUUGGCCCUCUGUCCCUCUUGCCCUCUGUCCCUCUUGCCCUUUGUCCCCCUUUCCCUCUGUCCCUCUUGCCCUCUGUCCCCCUUUGCCCUCUGUCCCCCUUGCCCUCUUGCCCUCUGUCCCCCUUGCCCUCUGUCAGUCGGUUCCUAAUUAUCUAUCUAUCUAUCUAUCUAUCUAUCUAUCUAUCUAUCUAUGUCACUCGGUUCAUAAUUAUCUAUCUAUCUAUCUAUCUAUCUAUCUAUGUCACUCGGUUCAUAAUUAUCUAUCUAUCUAUCUAUCUAUCUAUCUAUCUAUCUAUCUAUCUAGGUCAGUCGGUUCAUAAUUAUCUAUCUAUCUAUCUAUCUAUCUAUCUAUCUAUCUAUCUAUCUGCCCGUGUGUCUGUCUAUCUAUCCCAGUCUAUUUUAUAUUCUUUUGAAAUUUGUUUUCUCUGUUCGGACUGUUUCUUGACUAUCUAUCUAUCUAUCUAUCUAUCUAUCUAUCUCCUUGCCGACCUCCGAGUCACGGAAGCGUCCGACCGGCUGCGGACCGCAGACGAAACUAGCGUCGCCACUAUACACACGAGAAGACGAUAUCGUUUUGACAGCGACUGGCUUGUGUCUGAAGUAGGUCACAGCUACACGACGUGUUUACGGCCCCUUUAG
Acanthosepion pharaonis is the source of this 702-nucleotide messenger RNA. NCBI's taxonomy places the organism in Eukaryota, Metazoa, Mollusca, Cephalopoda, Sepiida, Sepiidae. The record is from the annotation of a GenBank genome assembly.